AUCUGAUGCAGCAGCCUUCAUUCAACGACACAGAGUCUUCAGCUCUGACAGCGUGUCCUCGAUGGCGUACUCCACCAGCACGGUUGCAGAGGGCUGUUUUGGGAAGGUGUACAAAGAGAUGUACAAUGAUAAAUGGGCAGCGGGUAAAGAGGGUUCCCAGCACCUCAUCAGUCAGAAGGACCUGGAGAGGGAGUGUGAAGUGUACAAUGAGGUGAAUAGCCCCAACAUUGUAAAGCUUCUGGGGGAUAUAACUCUGAAAGAUCGAAAAUGGAUCAUUCCUCUGGAGUUUAUCUUUGGAGAGAAUUUAGAAACCACCAUCUUCAAAACAUCAAAGUCUAAGAUAAAGUUGACUCCAUGUACAAAAGCCACCAUCAUCAUCGGGAUGUGUGAGGGGCUGCUUCACCUUCACUCUAAAGAUAUUGUCCAUCAGGACCUUAAACCCGAAAACAUCAUGGUGGAGCAUGAAACAAACAGAGCCGUGAUCAUAGACUUGGGACUGGCUAAGUUCUUUCGGCAUGGUCUUAACUCUGCUAUAGACAUGGGAAACCCAGCCUAUGCACCACCAGAGGUUCUGAUGAUGGGCUGCCAGCGUGACCAGCGCUCAGAUGUGUGGGCCAUGGGUAAAAUCAUUGCUGAGCUCUGUGCCAGAAUUCGGCUGUACACGCCAAGCGUCUGUCCCGAGAAGAUCAAGGAAACCCUGCAGGGUCAGCCUUACUGCAACAUUGUGUGUAGGAUGGUGCAGACUGACCCUUCUCUGAGAGUGUCCAUGGCUGCUGUCAUGAGUGACAUACGAAGAGCCGGGGGUGCAGGCAUCGUCAUCAAUACAUUCCUUCAAAUCGGACAACUUCAUCUACCCUCUCCCAACCUUAACACCAGAAACCGAUCUUCCUCACCAGUGAAUAGAAGUUUAAAGUCACAGAACAGAGAUGCUUCACCAAUGAGAGCUUCACCAGUUCAAAGAGAUCCAUCCCCAAUGAGAUCUCCAUUAUUUCAGAGAGAUCCAUCCCCAUUGAGAUCUCCAUUACUUCAGAGAGAUCAAUCCCCAAUGAGAUCUCCAUUACUUCAGAUAGAUCAAUCCCUAAUGAGAUCUCCAUUACUUCAGAGAGAUCAAUCCCCAAUGAGAUCUUCAUUACUUCAGAGAGAUCAAUCCCCAAUGAGAUCUCCAUUACUUCAAAGAGAUCCAUCACCAAUGAACAGGUGUCCAUCACCUCUGAAUUGGGAGCCCAAGCCCAAAUCAUAUUCCACAACUUUGUGUCCUGAAGUUGCACCUUUCCACUCUCUUUCUUCUGAGAGGACACAGGCCAAGAAGAAACACCAGUUAGCUAUCCCGUGUGGUGGAUCAGACCCCACACAUGACUUUGCAAAGAUGAGGCUGUAUCAGGAAACUACUGAGGAUCUUCUUUGUAACCUGCCCACAACAGGGAGGGUGGUGGUGCAGCGCUUUGAGGAGAAAAAUGGGGAGAUUGGGGCAUGGGAACAAAAAGAAGUGGUGACACAAGAUGGAAAAAUUGUCAAGUUUGACAAUGUGAGAUUUGACACAAAAUAAGACACAGAGAAAUCAUUAUGGAAGAGACAAAAAUUUGCUUUUGUUCAGGGUUCACUAGAAGGCUUUGUUAUCUUUUUAGGUGUUAAAUUAUAUUUUCAGUUUGCCAAAGAAUAAGCUGACUACGUGAGACUAUGCAUAUGAUUCUUGCCAAGUUUCGACAUCCGGGUGAUAUAAAAUUUUAUAUAUAUAUAUUCCUCACACACAGUGAGGAAAAUAAGCAUUUGAACACCCUGUGAUUUUGCAAGUUCUCCCACUUACAAAUCAUGGAGGGGUCUGCAAAUUUUU
Thalassophryne amazonica is the source of this 1831-nucleotide messenger RNA. RefSeq names its product serine/threonine-protein kinase Nek8. The transcript is spliced from 5 exons. Gene Ontology annotation, biological process: autophagosome organization; protein autophosphorylation; peptidyl-serine phosphorylation. The record is from RefSeq and is a predicted model, not a curated record. The coding region runs from base 62 to 1546 and encodes 494 amino acids. Gene Ontology annotation, molecular function: ATP binding; protein serine/threonine kinase activity. Gene Ontology annotation, cellular component: autophagosome; cytoplasm. Lineage: Eukaryota; Metazoa; Chordata; Actinopteri; Batrachoidiformes; Batrachoididae.